AUAACCCAUUUGUUCGCCUUUUCGUUCGCCAUGUACUGACCAUUUGAAUUGCAGGGUGUACGAACUUCGUCCGAAACCAUAUGGAACCGAGCUGAAGAAGUGGCAGUAUGAUGAAGCGACCGAUGAGUUUCAUGAGUUUUGAAAUAACUGUGUAAAUAUACCACAUCAAAACAAAACCCUUCCAUGCAUGUGAAGAGUGACCUUUUCUUUUAUAAAAUUUCUUUGGUUGAAACAGUCUGGCAAAUUAAAAAACCUCUUUGUAUCUCCUCUCUUGUGGAGUUUGUACAUGUCUGAGCGAAAGCGGCCAGUACUUGCCCCACAGAAGUCUAAAGCGACUUCCACUGCUGUGAAUACUUUGGAGGUCACUACCAAAGCAGUCGUCACAGCAGCCGUCGACGAACCUGACUUACAAGACAAUGCCACCACUCCCGUCAUCGAUUCCCCGCCUCGCCAGCGAAAGCAUCGCCGUGCCCAUCACCAACAUCACCAUACGCACGAACAGAGAUCGCUCUCGGAUGUCGGAGAAGAUACUGCCGACGGCUUACGAUCCCGUGGAUCCCCCACUGAAGGCAGUACGCUGGAUUCCUUACUGAGGUGGUGGAAGGAGGACAAUGGGGAGAACAUGAGUGGAUCUUCCUCGGAACAAGCCAUUUCGAAAAUGCAUAAGAGCAAAUUUCCUUCGUCUGUAUCGACCACUCCAUUCAGCGAUGACGACAACUUUCAUCCCUCCGAAGCAAUGGCCGCUCUCAAGGACGCUGCCAGUGAGUCAGCCAUGGAUUCCUCGGCAGCCCCAGCGUCUCAUAAACAUGCUAGAAACCGUACCUCAAACGGCCGAUCUCGCAAAAAGCCUCAUCCCUUUCCAACGCGGCGUAUGCACAGUUACUUGGAAUCGAUAAGCGGUCUUCAAGGCCACGCCUUUGAUCCCACUUCACCUUCUCCUCAACAAAGAUCGUUUUCUCCUGCAACCUUGGAAACCUCACAGGAUUUGGAUUUACCUGACUCGAGCUUCUUUUCUGCUGUCAUGUUGAUCAAGUGGUCGAACGUUAUGGGACCAGAAGUCGAAAAGGUGUGGGCAUCAGAUGACCAAGCUGUGCAAACCAAAAAAGCGACGUAUACGGGUAUUGCCAAGCAAGUUCUGAACGGCGAGAUUGGAAGAACCAUUUUGGAGAUUGAGCCCAAGUUCCUUGUGCUUGGAGAUGAAGGCGUCAUAUGCACAUCGUUUUUAUUCGCAGAGUACAAUCAUCCCUCAUGCAAAAAUGGUCCUAUUGGAGGAACUACCAAAGCUCCCGCUAUCAAAAAGUAUUCUCUCGACACGAACAAGAUAUCUGCAUUGGUAUUCCUGGUGCCAUUGCAAUAUCUAAGAAAUUUCUCAAAUUAUUUCGAUGUUAUGGUAGAUCGUGUGCCUGGUCUGGUUGAAAAGCUUCGUCGCUUGAGAUUGAUAACGAAAACGCCCUGGACUAUGCUUCUCAACCACUUUACUUCAUUCCACCUUAUCCCUUUUGUGCACGGCAUUAUGGAUCUGGAGUCUGUCUCAUUACCCAAAGACUGCCUUAAGAUCAGCCAUACCAUUCUUGGCAUAGAAAGUCGUCGCAUGUUCGAUAAUGAAUUUGUAGCCAGGUUGAUCACAUCCCAUCUACAAACUCAUGGCUCUACACUGGUUGUCGGCACCAAUAUCACCACGAUGAAUAUGGUCAUCAAUACCCUCGCGCUCUUUUUAUUCCCGGAAGAGCGAGACCGUUCCAGCCAUACCAGAAAAGAGCAUCAAUACAUGCCCGAUCUAUAUGCCCAAGGUGUACUGGCUCAGGUUGUGGAUCAAAUGGAUGCCAAUUUGGACUUUUUAGUGUUGGAAUCGCCAGAACCUACUACGCUUGUUGAUUUGAGCCGGUUGACCAUUGAGCAGACAGCCGUUUUGCCAGAGUAUUCUAGGGUGAGAACGGAAUUUUAUCGCUUGGAAGAGGCUCACUUGGAAGAAAGUGCCUUGCAUGCCGAAAGUAAUUCAUGGCGACUACCGGCUCUUGAGGACGAGAGUCUAGACUGGACCCGGCAGAUCUUUCACACCGCUAAGGGUAUUGCACCUUGCGUUGCCUCCAUGCUAAAGGAAAUUGAUAGAAUGCCUCUUACCAUGCGAGAAGCCUAUGUUCGGCAGUGGCGCAGAGGUUUGCUGAGAAAGGCGCUGGCUGUCAUUAAGUUUCUCGAAGACCAAAUUGAUGUUGACUUUUUAUUGCAAUCUUUGGGACGAAGGCAUAUGAAGGCCAAAUGGCCUGCAGAAGCUGGGCCACAAAAGGGAACCAGUAGCCGCAGUCGGACCAAUAGCGCCGCAUCCGUAGACACGGUUUCUCGCAUGCGACAGGUUCUAGAGCUUCAAGAUGAACAUGACUUCUCCAUUGUCCUUGCUCAAGCCGAGAAACUCAAGCCUGGCAUCAUCGAGUGGGUCACUGUGUAUCUACAACCUCGAUCCACAGUACCUCCGCGCACAGCUGUAUAAAUUUGUAUAUCAAGGGAGGAACCCAAAAUUUUUUAUGUAGUUUUUGUACUAUAGCUUGGAUUAAUAUAACAAAUGUAUUUUAUAACGGUAAUUCUCUUUGUCAAAUACACAGAAGUAAAGGAAAUCGC
Molecule: messenger RNA, 2613 nt
Organism: Umbelopsis ramanniana AG
Lineage: Eukaryota; Fungi; Mucoromycota; Umbelopsidomycetes; Umbelopsidales; Umbelopsidaceae
Exons: 10
Coding region: 287-2485 (732 amino acids)
Biological process (GO): autophagy; endocytosis
Cellular component (GO): autophagosome; endosome
Molecular function (GO): guanyl-nucleotide exchange factor activity
Source: RefSeq, a predicted model, not a curated record